Messenger RNA from Cetraspora pellucida, 1242 nucleotides. The record is from the annotation of a GenBank genome assembly. NCBI's taxonomy places the organism in Eukaryota, Fungi, Glomeromycota, Glomeromycetes, Diversisporales, Gigasporaceae.
AUGUCAGUAGCAACAUUAACCAGAGCCUCUAAUGAAAUUUCUGAAAUAAACGACAAUGAACCUGCUAUCUGUAAAUUGGAGAAAAAACAAUCAAAAACACGUUUAUCUAAAGUUGAUAAAAGUUUUAACAAGAUUAAACAAGAUGAAAAAAAGGACAUAAAGGUUGAAAAUGCUAUUAAGCAAGAUGAUGAUGAACAAAAAGGCAUAAAGGUUGAAAAUGCUAUUAAGCAAGAUGAUGAUGAACAAAAAGGCAUAAAGGUUGAAAAUGCUAUUAAGCAAGAUGAUGAACCAAAAGACAUAAAGAUUGAAAAAGCUAUUAAACAAGAUGAUAAAAAAAAAUACAUAAAGAUCGAAAAGACUAUUAAACAAGAAGACGAAAAGAAAGGCGGUAAAAUUGAAGAUCCAAAACCUGCAAACAGUGACUAUUCAACAUUAACUAAGCAAGAACUUUUGAAAUUGCACAAAAAAUUGAUUGAAAUUAAUAAGAAAUUGGAACAACAAAAUAUUGAGUACGAAAAAUUAUUCUACCAGCAAGAAGAGAAAAUCAAAACUUUGCAAAAAGAAAUAAAAGAGCAGAAUAAAUUAAUUGAAGAGAAUUCUUUAAUGAAAUUACAUAUUAACAAUUUAAACAAAGAAUUAGCAGGAAUGGAAAACAUUGAAAAGCAGUAUGAUCUUAUCGAAGAUGUCAAAUGUUCUUAUUUUCAUAGUUGGUUUUCCUACGUGCCUUUAGCUUCUAUUAGUUCAAAGAUUAAAUCAUCACCAACUUUAUCAGAAAAUGAAGACACGCAUCAAAAGCAUUUUAUAGAGCAAUUUAAUUCAAUUUAUUCUAGAUUAACAACCUCUAAAAACUCGAAAUAUUCAACCCAUAAUACUAGUUAUUCACCCUAUUUGGAUGGUUUAAAACCUGAUGUUUCUGUGACUGAACGUGAUUCUAAACCUACAUCUUCAAACGUGAUUAUUAUUGGAGAACUUAAACGUGUUAGAUUAACUAAAUCGCAUUAUGAACAAGUAUUUAAUUAUGGAAUUAAAAUUCUUCAAAACCAACUUCCAAGAAAAACAAUUUUUGCUUUUUUAACAAACCAUCAGCAAAUCAUAUUUUUUAAAAUUCAAAGAAAAAAUUCCAAAUUUUCGUGUGAACAUUCUUUAAUUUAUAAUUUUAACUAUGAGAAUAUCGGAUGGAGAAUGUUGAUGACUUUGGUUCAAAAAGAUAAAAAAGAACUUGGAUAUAUUUCAGUAUGCUGA